Molecule: messenger RNA, 5006 nt
Organism: Rhopalosiphum maidis (corn leaf aphid)
Lineage: Eukaryota; Metazoa; Arthropoda; Insecta; Hemiptera; Aphididae
Product: protein BCL9 homolog
Exons: 10
Coding region: 729-5006 (1425 amino acids)
Source: RefSeq, a predicted model, not a curated record
UAUGUGUGUGUGUAACAUUGGGUUUUAUUAUUGUCACCAGCGACAUCAACCAACCAACACACCGCCGUCGAUCCAGAAUCAGUGCCAUUUCGUCCGGUAAUAAAUUGUGUUUCGUCGUCGUCGCUUAAUUUUCAGUGGUGUCGGGCAACCAACAGGCCGCAGCAUUAACCGUCGUCGUCCGCGGUUCGCGCACCGUUUCGUCGUCGGUACGUUAUCCCGCGUUCCCGGUCCGUCUCUGCAACGAGCGAGCGCGCGCGCCCGCGACCGUCAUUCGUUCCGAUCACGUUGGAUUGGACGCGCGCGCGCGUUUACGUUGCCGUUUGUUGUCGUCCACCGCACGCCGAUCUCCGUGCACCGAACGUUCGCGGCGACAUGCUGACGCUGUAGCCGCCGUCGCACACCGCCUUGACCCCAUCGGUGCUCGAUGUCCGUCGCGCACGUUCUACAGUGAGGUAGGCAAUUCUGUGCUGCUAGUCCAGUUUCCGCACUGCUAAUAGUCUUGACGUGCACGUUCAAAGUUGGCUGGCUGUGAAGAUCAUGCCACAAGAAACGGCCCAACUGCAAUCGGAUGACACUGGCGGUGGCGAUGGAAAUGGCCGAAGCAAACGUAGGACCGUCCCAUAACACAUAGUGACUACCCGUGCAAUCGUCUAGUACCGACUUAACACCGCAGUGAUUAUAGGUUGGUCCACCUCCACAAGAAUUAUAAUCACAAGCUCACGCGUGUGAUGAUCAAGGAGAAGCAAUACAUCGAAACAAAGUCUUCAUCAUUUAAUAGUGAAGGGGACCCUAGUAUUGGGGAUGUUAACCAAAUGAUCAAAACACCAGAUAAUAAUAGUGGUGAACUUCAUCACGAUUUGGACAGAAUUAUCAAAACCGAAUCUGAUAUGACAGCUUUAAUAGAUAAUGCUGGUGGGGAUGUAGCUGAUAAUAAAAGUGGUGUUGGUGGAAAUGCUACUAGCAAUACUUCUCCAGGUUCUUCUAACGCUGACCAAAAACAACAGCUAAUGUCAAAUGAUAUUUGCCUUAGUCAAAUUAAGCACGAAGAUACCAGUAAUAACAGUGGCAUUAAAGUAGAAGAUAACAAUACUACAAGUACAACUACAACUACUGUUGAAUCUGACUUUGAAUCGUGUGAUCGAGUUGUUUUAUCUUCAAUGAAUAGUGGAAGUGGAGGGCCAUCAGAUUUAAUUGAUGGUUCUGGUGGAGUGCAACCAUUAAUGAGCAAUGUUUUAGGCCCAAAUGCUACUGGCAACAAACAAGCAAAUACAACUAGUGGAAAUAUGGAUGCCCAACAACAGCAAUACAUGCAACAACAAAGUCAGAUUUUUGUAUUUUCCACAAGCUUAGCAAAUAAAUCAGCUGAAUCUGUAUUAGCUGGCCAAUAUCCUACUAUUAUAGCUUAUCAUUGUGCUCAACCACGGACAAAAAAAUUCCUAGAGAAACACCCAUUAAAAGUAAACCAGUUUAAUAGACAGAAUCCUGGACAAUGGAUGAAUAAUGUGGUUGCAUCCCAACAACAAAUGAAACAUCAACAACAACUUAACAAAGGUAUGGCUCCUCAUGGUGGACAACCAAAAUAUGGGGGUGGUACACCUUAUUCAAGAUCAAUGAAAAACAGCAAUAGUCCAUCAGGUGCCUCAAUAGAAAAUCCCAUUAUGCAACAACAACCUGGAGCAAGAAUGCCAAUGUGGAAUCAUCACCAGGGAAAUAAUAUCAAUGAUUCUGGACCUCAACAGCUACAACAUUCUUCAAAUCAUAAUAUGAUGGGAUCAAUGUGUGGUCCUGGUAAUAAUGGUAUUAUGGGUAUGUCAAAUCAUAGUAGUGGAGGAUCAAUGGGUCCUGGAAUGUUAAUGAACAGCAAUAAUUCAAAUCAAUCAAUGAUGGGGGCAGGUCCUGGAUCAAUGAUGAAUCAACAUGGAAAUUUAUGUUCUAUGGGGCCUGGUAGCGGUGGUGGGAUGCCCAUGAACGGUAUGGAUUUAGAUUUAAUGGAUCACAAUCCACAUCAUCAACAACACCAUCCAAAUCCACAUCACCCAUCUAAUAUGAUGGAUGGUGGUCAUAGACCAAUGAUGGGUGGUGGUCCACAUCAUCCUCAUCAUCCACCUCCUCAUCAUCCCUCUGGUGCACUUCACCAUAGAGGUUCUCUUGGAAUGGGUGGUCCUCCCCACCACCAUGGUAUGUCUGACAUGAUGACAAUGGGUGGCCCUAAUAAAUGUCAACCAUCUUCUAUGGAUAGUCUUAUGUCAUCAUCUGGUGGACCACCAGUAUCAGUACCUUCUGGUCCAGGUGAUUCACCAGGGGGGCAUAAUUCUUUAGCCUCUAUGAUGCCUUCUUUAGACUUUGAUGAUCCUAUAGGUAGUGGAAACUCAUCUCUAGGAGCAACAUCGCACCAUUCAUUAACUGGUGUUCAAGUACCUGAUGAAAAUUUAACUCCACAACAAAGACAACAUCGUGAAGAACAACAAGCCACUUUACGGAAACUUCAACUAGUAUUAUUUCCCGAAAACUCAAAUAGUGGUGGAGGAACUUCUCAACAGCAACCUCCUCCUGUUACAUCAUCGUCUUCUUCUGUUGGAGGUCCAUUAGAUAAUUGCAGUGGAAGUGGUGGUAUGGACGACUUAAUGCCAUCCAUUGACGAUGAUUUGGAUGUAGAUGCUGUUGUUACAGCUGCAGCAGUAACUAGCUCUGCAGGUGAUCUCUUGUUGCCACCUAAAACACCAACAUCAUGCUCAUCUGAUUGGCCAAAAUCAAUGUUUGGCAAUGAAGAUGAGAAGAAGAAAGACGGAGGGCGUUGUGGUCCACCACCUUCUUACCAUCAAACAGUAGCUCGAUCUGCUAGUGUUCCUAUUGUUUCUGUACCAAGUUGUAGCCCUAAUUCACCAUUAGCUGGCAAUGGUACUGGAGUAACAAAUAGCAAUUUGUCAUUGCCAUCUCCUCGCACAUGUUCAGCACUCAAUUCUCCAGCUGGUGGUCGACCAUCAUCGAAUAUGAGCCCUACUGCUGUACGAUCUCCUGGUAGCAAUGGGUCAAGACUACAAUCCAGUAAUCCAGGUACACCAGUUCAUAUGUCGCCUGGCCACAAUUCUUGUUCAUCUAUGAAACAACAAAAAGGACCGAUGUCUAAUGAAUUUUCACCUUCAUCUAACAUUGCUACUCCAGGUCAACCUAGUGGUGGUGGUCAGCAAUCUCCUGAUGGACUAUUUUGUCACAGCAAUAAACAGCUAUCUAAAAGAGGAGAUGAACCUAAUUUAAUGCCUGUCCCUUCUCCUCAACACAUUCAGUACCUGAAUACAUUCGAUGGUCAAGAACUUACCAUUCAAAAACAACCUAAUACUGGUUUAAAAGAUUCAUCGUCCUCUACUACUACAACUACUUCAACAAUGUCUCCCUCAGUCCCUACAUCUCAAAACAAUAUGGACAUGAUAAUGACCGAUUCUAAUAUGAAAUCAUAUAACAUAGUUCGUCCUGGUGAUAUGCCUUUAAACCCUUCUGCAGCUGCAGCAGCUGCUGUCGCAGCUGGUCUUCAAACAUCACAACAUCAACCAAUGAAACAUUUUGAUCCAAUAUCUUCUUUGGCUCAGAUGAACCAACAAUUAGCUAAUAAUGUGGCUGGUGGAGGGUCAUCUCCGAUUGUUAACCAUGGUGGUGGAGUACCUUCUUUACACCACCCUGGUGGUCCCGGGCAUCAUCAUCCUGGAGGUGGAAUGAUGUCACCUUUCGGUGGAGGAGGUGGUCCACCAAUGCACAUGAUGGGUAGUAAUAAUGAUCCUAUGUGUGGUCCAAUGGGAAUGGGUAGUGGUGGAAUGCAUGACAGUGGAAUGGGUGGCCCUCCUGGAAGUGGUGGUCGAAUGAUGUAUGGACCUGGACCAGGAAUUGGACAAGGACCACCACCACCGGGUCCUAAUGGAGGUGGAAUGUCUAUGGGACCAGGAGGUGGAUUACCAAUGGGAAUGCCUCCAAUAGGUGGAGGUAGAAAUGGUGGUAUGAUGAUGAAUUCCUGUGUUAGUGGUGGUCCAUUAUCACCAAAAUCAUCAUCAAUGAUGCAACAGCAACAAUAUCAACAGCAACAGCAACAAAGAUUAAUGCCUAGAAUACCAGCAGGAGGUGGACCUGGAGUAUUGUAUAAUGGUGGUGCUAAUAUACAGGUAAAACCUAGUGCUCCGAACACAAUACAAUAUUUACCUAACAAUUCUAGAGGAGGAGGUCCUAGAGGUGCUCCUCCCCCUCCUCAAAAUCAACAACAACAGCAACAACCUGGCUUAGAUUUUUUGCAACGGUUUUCUGGUGGACCGGGUAAUGGUGGAAAUCCAUUGUCUAAUCUUGAUGGAAAAGUACCUACUCAUAAUUUACAAUAUUUUCCAAAUUCUGGUGGUGGUGGUUAUAAUAAUAGUAAUGGCGGCGCUGGAAUUAAUGAUAUGAUGUGUGGUAGUGGUGGUCCUCCCGGAGGAGGUAGUAUGGGUGGUAUGCCACCUGGUGGCCCAAAUAAUAGCCGAGGAAUGAUGCGUGGUAGUUCAGCAGGUAUGAUAAGACUAGGAAGUGGCAACAAUGGAAUGGGAAUGAGUGGUAGUAACUAUAAUGGAGGACCUUCGGAUAACAUGUUUGGUGGUGGUGGUGGUCCUCUUCAUCAUCCACCUUCAGGUCAUCCUCAACAACAGCAAAUGAUGAUGAUGGGAGGUGGUUCAGGAGGUCCUCCGCCUCAGCAACAUAAAGGUGGAGGAAUGAUGGGUGGACCAGGUCCUCCAGAUGCGACACAACCUUUACCACCAUCAAUGGGUGGUGGAGGAGGUCCAGGACCCGGUGGUGGUCCUGUAGGAUUUAGAGGGGGUCCACCUGCAGCAAAUUCAUUCAUUGGUCCAACUACAGCGGAUCCAAAUUAUGCCCAACAAUUUCAUAAUUUCCAGCAACAAUUAUAUGCCACUAAUACUCGAGGUGGAGGUGGAGGAGGAGGAGGUCCAUCAGGACCUGGCGGAGGAGGGCCUCAACAAUUUUUUGUCUCCAAGUAA